Molecule: messenger RNA, 3527 nt
Organism: Danio rerio (zebrafish)
Lineage: Eukaryota; Metazoa; Chordata; Actinopteri; Cypriniformes; Danionidae
Source: RefSeq, a predicted model, not a curated record
UGAUUAUAUAUAUUUUAAUAAAGCAAUAGGGCUGAGGAAAAUAUGCAAUUUAGUACUUAAGAUCUAUUUAUUCAGCCAUAAAGAUGUAAACAAAAACAGCAAAUGCUACUCUCUACAAUAGCAACAAAAGUUAUAAAGCAUUUUUUUAAAAAGUGCCAAUCUCUAAAAAAAGCAUGUUGCUUGAGGACAACAGAUCUGCCUAUUCUCGAUUUGACUUUCAACAGUGCUUGCAACAAUGUACAAAAGGAGUUGAAGAAUCUUCUUGAUCUUGUAAAACAGCUACGCCCAAUUCAUGUGAUGUAGCAGAACAGUAUUUGUUUGAUCCUAUUUAUUAUUACGAUUACAUUCCUAACAAAGUAUGUCAUAUCACAGUAGUAUGUGCGUUAUAAUGUUUUUAAUCACCUUCAGCUGGUAAUUUACAUCCAUUACGAUACCAUUGUUUUGAUCAAUAGUUUUAACUAUGGUUGUUUUACCUAAACUGUGGUAUUUAAUUAAUACGGUAGCUCUUGUGUGUCUCCAUUGGUAUUGUCUUUUAUGGUAAAAUAUUCAAGAGCCCUCCUUUUCAUUGAAGCGACCUACUUGAUAUUCAAAUUACAGGUCUUUACGAUUGGAUGGCUGUCCAUCAACGUCAGCACGUUUGAAUUACUAUUCAGAAGCCAUGCCUUCGAAAAGAGAAAUAUGAUACUGAGCAACGUCAGCACUUCAUUAUUAUUCAUGACGUAAGCCCCAAGUCAGUUUGUGUGCAGGUGAACUCUGGAUUCUCGCCACCAAACAACAGAAAUGCCUAGACAGGAUCUAAAAUAAAGGGGAAUUUGCCUGUUUGGACUGGCAGAAACCAUAAAACACAGUUCGUCACGCGAAAUAAUAAUCGGAAAUGGACGAAAACCAACUACAUUAUCGAACUGUUUCAAAGUAACCGACUCACCUGGAACUGCCGAGGCUACAGAAAUAUCAAGCACCCCAGAAAAGAUGGCAGACGACCGAGUGGCCAUCUUAACAGAAGAUGAGGAGGAGCUGAAGAGGAAACACCUUGAGCGCUUUGACCGCCUGUCACUUGAGAUUCAGUCACCAUCUCAACCACCUGAAAAUGAUGUACCAAAUGAUACAGCGCCAACUCCAUCCCCUCAACACGAAUUGAGCUGCUGUGAACGGUUGUUCUUACGCGUCAACCGCCACCUUCUUGUGUCAAAAGUGUUUUAUUUGUUCUUUUAUGCCGCCUAUGGUUCCCUUCAUCCCCUUCUUGCUCUCUACUACAAGCAGCUGGGGAUGAAUCCAACUCAAAGUGGUCUCCUAGUGGGAAUCCGAUAUUUCAUAGAGUUCUGCAGUGCCCCUUUUUGGGGCAUUGUCGCAGAUCGAUAUAGGAAAGGAAAAGCAGUCUUGCUGUUCUCAAUGUUGUGCUGGAUCCUUUUCAAUGCUGGGAUUGGCAUUGUGAAGCCCCCAAUUAUGGCAUGUAAAGAGGAGACCAUCCCGACAACGACCAAGGUACCAACUGUCCACCCUACCCCUUCUAAUGAAACAUUCUUCCCCAACACUAGUUCAACUAGUCAAAUGAGACGGCGCAGGGAUCUAAUUGGACAAUACCCUUGGCGAACCAUCCUUUCCUCCGGUCAAUCUUCAGGCUACAUCUCUGAACAUCGAAUCAAACGAGAUUCAAACUUGAGUUUUACCCCGGCACCUGAAGAACUGGCUAACACCACACAAACUAACCAAACCAGUACAACCACACAACCCAAGCCAAGCACGUCCAUCUCAACAUCAACCCCCAGCAGCACAAACACAACAUCUAGCAGCACUACCAAGAGUACCACAACCAACCCAAACUUGCCACCCCCUGAGUAUAACAUGGACCAGGUUAACGCCAUUUUUCUCCUGAUUCUGCUCGUCAUCAUCAUUGGCGAGUUUUUCAGUGCUCCAGCUAUUACAAUUGUAGAUACGGUGACACUACACUACCUGGGUCCACACCGUGACAGAUAUGGACUGCAACGUAUGUGGGGAUCUCUAGGCUGGGGUCUUGCCAUGCUCUGCAUUGGCAUCUGGAUUGACCACACCAGCACCAACCUCAUCAUUGGCAACAUGGAGUGCAUCAUGAAAAAUUACAAGAACUAUCACAUUGCCUUCAUUGUGUUUGGCGUGUUAAUGGUAAUCGCUCUGAUCGUGGCAACUCAAUUUAAGUUUGAUGUUCAGCACCAUGAUACAAAUGAAGGACAAGAGGUUGGUAAUCAACAGGAAAAUGUCCAACCUAGAGGUUCUCCUGGAACGAGGAGCACGGACACCCCAACAAUUGUCCAAGCCGAGGAAUUUCACUUCUGGGACUUGAUGCGACUGCUGUGCGGCGUACAGUACAGCACAGUGUUAUUCGUGGCCUGGUUCAUGGGCUUUGGCUAUGGAUUUGUUUUUACUUUUCUUUACUGGCAUUUACAGGACCUGACAGGAACCACAACACUAUUUGGUAUUUGCUCUGUCCUCAGUCAUGUGUCAGAACUUGCUGCCUAUUUCACCAGCCACAAAUUCAUCGAACUAGUAGGACACAUCAGAGUAUUGUACAUCGGCCUGGCCUGUAACACAGCACGUUACCUCUAUAUUUCGUAUCUGGAGAACGCCUGGACUGUCCUGCCCAUGGAAGUACUUCAAGGAAUAACACAUGCGUCAGUCUGGGCAGCUUGUAUCUCAUAUCUGAGCGCGGCUGUACCUCCUCCACUUCGGACAUCGGCUCAGGGUAUCCUGCAGGGGCUCCAUCUGGGCCUGGGCAGAGGCUGCGGAGCGAUGGUCGGCGGGAUAUUUGUUAAUUACUUUGGCGUUGCCGAAACGUUCAGGGGAAUAGGAAUGGCCUCGCUUGUUAUUUUGCUCAUCUUUUCAUUAAUCAUGUACAUCACUGGCCAGAAUGAGAAGAAAGAGGACAAGAUGCUAGCAGAGAACAUACCUAUCCCGUCUAGCCCUGUUCCUAUCGCGACCAUCGACCUGGUUCAGAACACAGCGGACGUGGCGGCACCCGCUCGACCUGAACCCAAACUUCCAGCCCGCAAAACUCAACACCAGCAGGAGCAGGAGGAUCUGAAUAAACCUGCCUGGGUCCCGUCCGGCUCUCCGUGGGUUUCGGUCGCUCUCCUGGUUUACCAGAUCAGAGAGAUGGUGCUCUUGGCAAAAGCACGGCCCACUGUUGAGGUCCAGCCACUUCAGGGCACAGAUGAGGUCCGCUCGGACUCUCAAGAAGACCAAUCACCUCCUGUCUUCAGCGACGCUGUGCAGAAUGAAAACACUCCCAGUGGCCUUCAGGACCACUCCGGUUCACCCACUGCACAGCUGGAUGUCCCAACACGGGAUACACAGCCUCCAUCACAACAUAUCAGCUGACACCAAAAACAAAACUGACCCGGUAACCACCGACUGCAUUUUAUUAAGACUUUUUUUUUUUAAAUCUACGUUGGAAAACACAGGAACGGGUAACUUUUUAAUGGCCUUGUAGGACUUCUAACUUAUUUCCAGUUGUUUUGCACAAAAAAAAUAAGAAUAUUAAUAAAUCCUGGUGG